GCUAUGCAGUGGCAAGCGCCUCCGAACCGUCCACUGUGGUUGGUUCUCUGGUCGCAGCUCGGAGAGCUCGUGCAAGAGCAGCUCUCGCAGUCCGUGCGGGAGCGCGAGCUGGCGGCGGCUCGCAACUGGACGGCGAGCGCGGCCCCGCCGCCUCCGCCGUCCCCGCCGCCGUCGCCUGCCGCGCCCGCGGCCGCGUGGGCGGCUGGGGCGCCCCUGUGGGCGGCGGCCGAGUGCCCCGCCUUGGAGCCAGCGGCGGAGGAGUGCCCCGCGGCCGCGCCCGAGCCCCCAGCAGGCUGGGCCAGCGGGCCGCUGCUGUGGUGGGCGGGGCAGGUGUUCGGCGGCGCCGCGUGGCGCCUGUGGCAGGACGGAUCGGGGAUAGAGGACGACGAGGUCUGGUGGGUUCUCUCUCCCGACGGGGACGUGUGGAAGGAGCGGCUCGACGGAGAAAUUCCUCUCACGGGCCCAAGCGGGGCUCGACCGAUGCCGAACGUGGGCUACCCGUUGCUUGGCGCUCGGCGACUGUACAAGUUCAGGGAGAGACCGAAUCUUGAGCAGAUCAUGGCGCUGAGCAGGGGGUGCCGUGAUGUCGAGACGGCGAGGGGGCAGAAGAUGGAGGAAUGGCCGAAGUACGUUAUCGGGGACGAUGGUCAUCGUACUGAGCUGUCGGCUGUGUUGCGUGCUCCCCGAGGUGAUCUGGCUCAGCUUGUGGACGCCUCUCCAACUGCAGACACGAUCUGGGUGCUGAUGGAGCCAGGCGGCGGACGGGCCAUAGGCGAGGAAGUGCACAUGACGCCGGCGGACGUGAUGACUGGCAGCGACGGGCUGAAGUUCAUGGGAUCGGAGGUGUCCCGAGUGCGUCGAGUGGCUGUCGGUAGUGCACCCGCCUUGGCCAGCGAGCAGAUAGCGCGCCUGCGCCGAGCCAUAGGCGCGUUGGAGCCGCUGGUCGACAGAUCUAUGAAAAAGGGAGUGAAGGACCAGCUCGGGCGGAACACUAGCGAGAACGGGGGCGAGGUUGGCAGUGGAGAGGAGCGCAAAGCGACCAGUAGCGUGGACGACGUGAGGACCCUCAGCGUCGACUUCGACGGGCGCAGCGAGAG
Messenger RNA from Prorocentrum cordatum, 1097 nucleotides. The record is from the annotation of a GenBank genome assembly. Lineage: Eukaryota; Dinophyceae; Prorocentrales; Prorocentraceae.